AUGGAGUUUUUAGCGACCUUUUUCGGGACAGUGCUGGGUGGCAUGGUGGAACCUGUUAAACGACAACUACGCUACAUUCGCAACUACAAAAGCAAUGUUCAGAAGCUGCAAAGUCGUGUACAGGAUCUCCGUGAUCGAAAGACCAGCGUCAUGGCUCAAGUUGAAGAAGCUGAAAGAAAUGCUGAGAACAUUCACGAUCCUGUCACUACCUGGUUGACGAAGACAGAUGAGAAGAUUGAUGAAAUUCAGAAGUUCCUAACUAAUAAAGGCCAGAAGAGGACAAGGAGCUCCAGUGGUUCGUUUCCCAACCUAUAUUUAAGGCGUAAGCUUGGUAAACAAGCGCAGAAGAUGGUUCAACAGUGCGAUGAUCUGCUGCAAGAGUCAAACUUUCCUGCCUUUUCUUACCGUCCAGAGCCAGAAGCAUCAAAUGUUGCUCUUCAUGAUGAUGGUUAUGAGUCAUUUAAAUCAAGAGAUGUCAUUGUGGAGCAGGUUAUGAAAGCGCUGAGUGAUCCCACAAUUAAAAUGAUUGGUAUCUAUGGACAAGGCGGUGUCGGCAAAACCACUUUAGUUAAAGCAAUUGCAAGGAAAGCUAAAGCAGAAAGGCUAUUUAAUGUUGUGGUUAUGGCGAAUAUUACAACAGAACCUGAUGUAAGAAGGAUACAAGGAGAAAUAGCGGACAUGCUGGGCUUGAGAUUGGAUGAUGAGAGCAAGAAUGGACGAGCGGGUCAUUUGAAACAGAGAUUGAGGAAGGAGAAGGAGAACACCUUAGUCAUCUUGGAUGAUCUUUGGGCUCGAUUUGACAUGAGUAUGUUGGGCAUUCCAUUGAAGGAUGAUGACAUCAACCAGAAAACAAUAGCUAAUAUGCCAAAUAUUAGUCACAACCAAUUGAAAGACGACAAGAUGGCGAGUGAUUCCAAAUGGUUCAAGAUUUUGUUGACUUCUCGACGCAAAGAGGUAUUGUCAAGUGAAAUGAAAGCAAGGGAGGAUUCAGUUUUUAAAGUGAACGUCAUGGAGGAAGAGGAAUCCGAGAAGCUGUUCAACAAGGUGGUUGGAAUAACCAAUGAAGAUUCUGAGUUGAAAUCAUUAGCAACUAAAAUUGUUCAAAAAUGUGCAAAGUUGCCGUUAGCAAUAGAAGCAGCUGGAAAAGCUUUGAAGAAUAGUAAGAACAAAGUCUUCUGGGGAAAUGCACUGCAACGAUUUGAAAGGCAAGAUAUGACUGAAGUAUUAGGACCGGUGGAGAUUUCUGUGAAGUUAAGUUAUGACUUCCUACUAAGUGAAGAGAAGUCUAUUUUCUUGCUUUGCGCUCAUCUGGGUAAUGAUUCAUCAAUUAUGUAUUUGGUGAAAUAUUGCAUCGGCUUAAGCAUAUUUAAAGGAGUCAAUACAAUAAAAGAAGCUCAAGAUAGAGCAAACGAAUCUAUAAAGAAGUUAAAAGACUCAAGCUUGUUGUUGGAUACUAAUUCUCCGGAUUGUAUUACUAUGCAUGAUAUGAUCCGUGAUGCUGCCUUAAUUAUAGCGCACAAGGAGGAACAUUUUUUUACCCAGAAAUAUGUCAAACUUGAUGAAUGGCCUAGAAAGGAUACAUUUGAAAAGUGCACUGUUGUCUCUUUGCAAUAUUGUGACAUCAUUGAUGGGAUUCCAGAAGAUGUAAAUUUCCCUCAACUCGAAGUCUUCCAUCUUGAUAGUAAAGAUCCUUCCAUGAAAAUACCAGACAAGCUUUUUGAAGGAAUGAAAGAAUUGAGAGCGUUAAUAUUGACAGGUAUUGAUCUAUCAAAGUUCCCUUCUUCGGUUAAAUGCCUAAUAAAGCUUAGAAUGCUUUGUUUGGAGCAAUGUGUGCUAGAUGACAACAUAUCCAUCAUUGGUGAGUUGAAGAGUUUAAGAAUUCUAAGCCUUUUGGGAUCUAAAUUUGAAUUAUUGCCAAGCGAAUUUAGGCAAUUGAGCAAGCUACAAUUGUUUGACAUUAGUCAUUGUAGUAAACUUAAAGUGAUUCCAUCUAAUGUAAUAUCAAAGUUGAAUAAUUUGGAAGAGUUGUACAUGGGAAAAACCUUCAUCCAAUGGGGUGUUCAACGAAAAACAAAUCCUGAUGAAAUUGCUACCCUUGCCGAAUUGGAAUCUCUUCAACAGUUGAGAAGUCUUGAUAUGCACAUAGAAGAUAUUACUACUUUGCCCAGUAGCUUGGACUUUGACAAGUUGGAUAGCUACAACAUUGUGAUUGGAGACUCUAAGAUGUUUUUGUUGGAAGAUUUUCAUAUGUCUCAUCAAUAUAAGACUUCAAGAGUUUUGGCAUUGCAUCUAAAAAAAGGCGAUGACAUUCAUUUGCAAAGAGGGAUUAAAAAGUUGUUUAAAGGUGUUGAGCAAUUGCUUUUAGGGGAAGUAGAUGGUGUUCAUUAUGUUACCUAUGAGUUAAAUGUGGAAGGAUUUCAGAAUCUUAAGCAUCUAACCAUUAGAAAAAAAUUCUGA
This is a messenger RNA of Neltuma alba, 2457 nucleotides long. Its product is annotated as probable disease resistance protein At4g27220. NCBI's taxonomy places the organism in Eukaryota, Viridiplantae, Streptophyta, Magnoliopsida, Fabales, Fabaceae. Gene Ontology annotation, molecular function: ATP hydrolysis activity; ADP binding. The record is from RefSeq and is a predicted model, not a curated record. The coding region runs from base 1 to 2457 and encodes 818 amino acids. The transcript has a single exon.